UUCGUCAAUCAGUCUAUCAACUUUUUCAUUUAGUUUUUUGUUAUCACUAAGUAUAUUGUUAACUUUUCCCACCACAUUAAGACUUCAGUAUCCGAAACUUAUUUUGCACUGUGAGAAUGGCUUGGCUAGUAGAGCUGGUACAAAAUAUACCACAAAUCCAUUUCGGUUUCUUCAGGCAUAUUUUAGUCAUCGGGCAGACUACAGCACAGCAGUAUCAAGUACACAGAUAAAUAUGGACAAUACUCCACGCAGAGCUGUUAUGUACUGCCCAGGGGAUGAUAUCAAGAAAAUCAAUAAAGGUUUAACAAGCAAAGCUGACUGCAUAGUUUUGGAUUGUGAAGAUGGAGUUGCAAUAAAUAGAAAGGAGGCAGCUCGUGAUCUGAUCAAGAGUGUGUUUGACUCUGCCGUACCUGUGAGGCCAGAGGUUUCUGUAAGGGUUAACUCUGUGAGCAGUGGCCUUUGUGAUAAAGAUUUGGCUGUAAUAUUAUCAGCAUCUCAUACUCCACAGACCAUAUUUUUGCCCAAAGUGGAGUCUGUAGAGAAUUUACAAUGGUUUGCUGAACAGCUUGGCCAACAUUUGAGGAAGGACAGCAGAGUGAAGCUAGUGAUGUAUGCUGAGUCAGCCCGAGCUAUCCUGGACCUGCCAGACAUCUGCAGAGCUGCAGUACAGCUGUCUCGGUCUCACAUGUUUGUACCUGUCGGACUGGUGUUUGGCAGUGAUGACUUGUGUGCCAGCCUAGGAGCGGCUAGGAGUGUGGAUGGUAGUGAGAUCUUAUAUGCCAGACAACGUCUUGUGCUUGUGGCAAAAGCGUUUGGCCUUCAGGCUAUUGAUAUGGUUCACAUCCAGUUCAAAGAUCUUGACUCAUUAAGAGAACAGAGUAUUGCUGGUGCUCGAUUGGGUUACACAGGCAAACAAGUUAUACACCCAAACCAAAUAGAGACAGUCCAGAGUGCAUUCCUGCCUAGUCCUGAGCAAGUACAAUGGGCGAGGGAGGUUGUCAAGGGAUUCAACCUUAGUCAACAAGAGGGCAGAGGAGCUUUUGUGCAUGCUGGAAGUAUGGUUGACAUGCCCUUGCUCAGACAAGCUGAAAAUAUAAUUAGAAUUUCUGAAAUUGAUGGCAGGGACUAAUCUGAGUCUCAUCAAUUAAUUUAUGAUUGAAGAAGAUGUCGCUGAAGAGAAUAUCUAGUCAAAUAUGUGGCCUGAGAAAAUAAUUUUAUGGUUAUAUACUUUGCCAUUUGAUAUCAGCUCUAUCAAUCAGUGUUUAUGUACAGUAUUUGUAAAGAGCCUAAACAAGCAAGAUGUCAUUAGAUUCUUAUUCUUAAGUCUAAACAGCUACUAAGGCACUUAGACAAGGAAACUUCUGCACAAAAGGGAAAGAGUAGCAUGCCACCAAUUAUUUGGGCUACAUAAAUAAAUAAAUAGUACUGUGAAGAUUUUGUUAUCACCACCAGUACUGCACUUCAAAACCUGUAAAAAAGAGAUAAAGCAAGAUCUUGUAAAUAUUAAUAUUUAAUACAUUUUAUUGUCUGUUUCUGAAAUAAACUUUUUUACACUUU
This is a messenger RNA of Macrosteles quadrilineatus (aster leafhopper), 1557 nucleotides long. RefSeq names its product citramalyl-CoA lyase, mitochondrial-like. Bases 233 to 1129 code for a protein of 298 amino acids. The record is from RefSeq and is a predicted model, not a curated record. NCBI's taxonomy places the organism in Eukaryota, Metazoa, Arthropoda, Insecta, Hemiptera, Cicadellidae. Gene Ontology annotation, biological process: regulation of cobalamin catabolic process. The transcript is spliced from 8 exons. Gene Ontology annotation, molecular function: (S)-citramalyl-CoA lyase activity.